Molecule: messenger RNA, 6459 nt
Organism: Zootermopsis nevadensis
Lineage: Eukaryota; Metazoa; Arthropoda; Insecta; Blattodea; Termopsidae
Product: Src homology 2 domain-containing protein sprint
Biological process (GO): signal transduction; vesicle-mediated transport
Cellular component (GO): endocytic vesicle; cytosol
Molecular function (GO): small GTPase binding; guanyl-nucleotide exchange factor activity
Source: RefSeq, a predicted model, not a curated record
GAGUGAUGAGAGCGAGAAAUACGAGCGAGUAAAGAAGAUAAUUGGUCAGUCUCUGUGUAAGCGAGCCCACGAACCAGUGAAUUGGCACAGUCUUGUGGCUUAGGACACGGCGUAUUGCUCUGUUGAGUUUCUGUAGGAUUCUUGUGUAAUUCCAGUGCAAGAGAUGGUUUUGAAAGUGCCGUGGUAUUUAUUGUGAGUGUUUGGUGAACUUUUCAGCGUCGUACGUCUUACAAAAUCUUCAUGUUCUGUCUCGGUGACUAAAGUGAAGGAUGAAUGUCAACUCGUGUGCAGUGACAUGAAGACGUUAUCGUGAUUUGUGGUUCGAGGUCAUGGGUUUGAAAAGUUGCUGAAGUUUAGGAACGAGUUUGUCUCUUGUGGUGUCGUCAUGAUGGGUGGUUUGUUAGUAGCGUUGCAUCCAGAUAAUGUUUGUAACGUCGUAUGAGACAAAAAGGCGAAAUUCGGUUACGCGCGUGCGUGAUGCACCAGAGGAGCUGCAAAGCGAUGGGCAGGCGGGGGGGUGUGUUCAGGAAGUUGGUGGCGUUCAUGUGUACGACCUUCAGCCAUGGCAAGGCCCGCAGUGGCAGAGGGCGCUCCGUGUCGCCGGUGGACGACAUCCAGGCGGCGCUGGCGUCAUGUGACGGCGAGGAGGACUCUGAACCGGAAAGAGCCGUGUCCAUCGCCGGGACGGCGGAUUCUCGAGGCGAUGCGUUCCUGGAGCCGUACAUGCAAGGUCUCGCUCCACCGGACUUCCAACACAUCAGCACGCCAACAGCAGUUGUUCCUGGCAGCGCCGAUCAGACGACGCACACCGCCACGUCAGAGGACGACGGCAGCGUCGCCUCGUCUCCUGCGGGAGAUAAUCACAACACCCUGGCCGACCUCUCUGCACAGUUCAGACUUCUGGAGUUAGAUGGCAGUGCGGACAGCCUUGACCAGGACCGUGACUCCAGCCUGUCAUCCUCUGCCGCCAGCUCCGACAACAACACGCCGUGCAACAUCAGUCUUCUGGAAAGGCUGAUCCGAAGUCACCCCGUGUGGUUCCUCCCCGGCAUCCAGCGUGCAGGGGCUGUUCAUCUCCUGCAGGGGAAGGAGGAGGGUAACUUCGUGGUUCGUCAGUCGAGUCAGCCGGACACGAUGGCCAUCUCAGUGCGUCUGCCCGCGGACAAGGGUCCGUACAUUGAACACUACCUCAUCCAGGCAGCCGAUGGACAGCUGAGUCUCGAGAGCUCCGACAACUGUUUCAGUAACAUUCCGUCUCUCAUCGCCCAUUACUCUCAGUGCUGCGAUGAACUUCCAGUGCAGCUGACGUUACCACGGGCGAUGCGCGAGGCCAAGAACCAUCAGCAGCUGUCAUCCCUUGCUCUUCUUGGUCAAGAGUUUUGGAGGUAUCCGAUGGCGAACCCGCGACUCCCUGAGCAGCGAACCCGGCAACAGUCCGAGACUUCAAGUUUACAGCAGAGAAUAACUGUCGGGGAAGGCCUCCAGAGCCCACCCAGUAGUGGCAGUAGUCUUAGCAGCCUCGGUAGUGGAAACAACAACCACAACAACGGCAGCGAUGCGGCGGAGAGGACGCCGACCUCAGAGCCGGGGAGCGGUUCGAACGUUGGAGACGCCAUCGUUCUAAACCUGGCACCGCUCUGUUCAGUCGAACACUCGCAGCAGCCCCAGAGCCUAAUGAGCACGUUCAAAGGCGGUGGCCCGAGCUACAAUUGUGACGUUCUAGGUGCCCCAAAUUCUCCAGUUGGCGGCAGCGCGGUGACAGGAGUGGGCGAAACUGUGGUGAUGACGACUGCCAGUCCAACGUCUGGCAUCACGGCCGUGGCCCUCGUCAGAGGACCGAGACCCACUCCUCCGAACACACUUAACCUCUUGUGUUCUGCUUCAACUCAUUCCAGUUCAGGCGUGCGGUCGGCCUCCAACAGUCCUGCCCAGUUAGUGUCGCCCCCCUCUACCAACGGAGACGGCUCGCGUGCAGGGCCUCUGGUUGUGUCGGGGGGGGGGGGGGAAAAACCCCCCCCCCCCCCAACUGAUUACAGAAACUAACCCACGUCUCUGUCCUCGGCAGCUGUUUCUGGUCAGAACUUCACUGUGACGACUACCGUCACCUUCAGCGUGAACCACAACACAACGCCACCCCCACAUGUGGAGGUUUCCUGUGUGCAGGUAACCCCAAAGAGACCUCAGGUGGAGUCAGAUGGUCUGCAGACGAUAUCAUCGCACUGCAGCAGCACCAGCACGUCGGAGCAGCAUGGCGUGCAUCUUCAUCAGGUGAUGUCCCCCACGACUCCUGGUGACGUCGGUAAGUUGCCCGGAAAUGGACGGGGAAGGAAACAUCGUCCUACCCACAGCAGACAGAGCUGCAUUAAGGAAUCUCAUCAUUACCAAGAGUCUGACAUCUUAGAAUCGCCCACUACUUAUUAUCGCAGCUCCAUCGCCGACAAGGUCUCGGACUACGAGGAUAUUUGGGGUCCAGAGAUGCUAUCAACGUUCAAACCGCCGCACAUGAUGCCGCAUUCAUCUCCUUUUUCUUCUCCUGAAGACAUCAGCUCCAGUAGUGGUGGAAACAAGAAAACGCCGGAUAUCUUGCCACGAAUUGGCACUCCUGUUUCAGGCAGCUGUAUUUCUCUUAAUUCAGUCAACAGCAAUUUAAAAGACGUACAACAGAGAAAUAGGUUUGGCCUUGUUAUAAGCGCUGGCAGUGGUGGCAACUCUGCCACAAACUCCCCCAUGUCCCCUCUGGGUUCAGAACCGAAACAGUCGCAACCUGAAGAACCUGGGACCGCGACUCAAAGCGGCACGAAGCAAGGAAGUCCGUUCUACGCGGAGCCGGCGGACGCUCUGAGGCAGGCGGCCCCGGUACCUCGGAGGCGACCGCGGCCGGGCGGACAGCAGUCGUUCCGGCACCAGCCGCGAAAUCAUCGGCAUUCGGACCCCGCCUCGUUCCAGCAGUGGCCGGCCCUACCGCAUCACGCGGGUCAACUAGAAAGAAUAGACUCUAAUGACGAGCUCACAGCGACGCCGCUGUCUUCGUCAGUCGACAACCUCGCGCUGCUGAAAAACUCUCGAAAUGGGGGCGCCAACCAGCAGAAUGCGAACAGACCUCGGGGAAAACCAGUUCAGCCUCCGAGAGUCAGACCUAAAAAUGUAAGAGGAAAAUGUUUCAAUGAUACGUCAUGGGCUGUGGAUUCCAGUUGGGAAUUUAUAGGCAACGAAGAGGAUGGUGAGGACAGUGAACUAGGCGAAGGGGGGACAGAAGAGCGUGAGCGGAGGUUUCCCACAUUGGAGCAGCAAGAGAACUCGCUCGGUGACGGAGAUGGCACGUCUCCAGGGGGCAGGAAGAUAACGGCACAGGAGCUAAUAACUCAAAGAUUUCCAGCCCUUCAGCUCUCGCCUGAAAUUGUGUCGCCGAACGUUCUUCCCGGUGUCUCGUCACCCCUCGAUUCCCGUAUGUCGUCGUACGACAACGUCGAGGGCCGUCACGGCAGCAGCCACGACGCGCUCUGUCCUUCUAAUCACAAUCAUAAUAAUUCCGCGUCGCAUCCGAAUCACGCCUCGCAAAUUAGUGACAACGACGACGCGCAGACCGUCUUCUCGGAACCGUGGGAUAGUUCUCGGUGGGAGAAUCUCUUGCAUCCGGGCCACGCGGAGACUUGUUUGAGCCCGGGAUCCAGUUCUCUUGUGGAAGUUGUGGGAGCGACACCGCUUCUUGAACCCGAGGAAGACGACACGAUGUGCGGCGCCAACGCGGACCGCAGUCAUUUGAACCAUGCGGCAAACGGAUGUACCAUUAGUAAUGGACACAUGAGGAGGAGCAAGAGCUUCAAGGAGAGGCUGGAUCCUCUGCUGUCUCCUCCCAGACUUCAGGCGCUGAGGAACCGUGACCUGGGAGGCACAGGAGCAUCCAUCAGGGCUUAUGCCUUGCACCUUGCCGCAGACAAGAGCACUACAUUCGCGCAGAAUAUCGAUAACUUCAUCGCAUGUACGCGGGACUCGCGCGAGACCAACCCCCAAGUGGUGAUGCGUAACAUGAGGCAGUUUAUGUCUGGUAUGAAGAACUACCUCGUGAAACACGGCGAGAGGGAGUUCGAGAAAGAAGUCGAAAAGGAGAGGAUAAAGCUGAAGUCCACAGAAUUCCUGAAUCUGGAUGCGAUCCUAGAAAGCGUGAUGCACAAGCUAGUUGUGCGGCCGCUGAAGGAGCACUUGUACCAACUGUUUGUGGAGGAGUACACGCGUACUGGUGCGAUCCAGUUGCUGGCAGACAACAUUCAGUACGCACGCACCAAACCGAUGCACGAGCUGGGCGUCCGUGCCAGGAUCGUGCCCCCUUCGGAGGAGGCUCUCGAGACCAUCUGCCAUCUUCUUACGACACUCCAGGAGGUCGACUCCCCACUUGACAAGCUGGAGAAUCUACUUGCGUGCAUUGGAACAAUUUUCAACUCGGUGAAAGCUUCGAACCAAAGGUGUGUGGCCCUGGGGGCGGAUGACUUUCUGCCCCUUUUUGUGUGGGUGCUGGUGCAGAGUGGGAUGUUGGCCGCGGAAAUAGAGGCCGACUACAUGUGGGGACUUCUGCACCCGUCCCUUCUCUCUGGUGAGGGAGGAUAUUACCUUACUACGCUGUCCAGCGCAGUUCAUGUUCUAAAGAACUUCAGAUCGUGUUCUGAAGAACAGAGCAAGAUGCUGGGUCCAGGAGAAAGUCUUGAAUGGAGAGUGGCGUCACUAACAGAAUUCCGGUCGGUUCUGAAGAUCGUUGUGCCCGAUGAGAUGCAUGGCUCUAUCAUCACGAAGACUCUUCCGGUACGACCAAAUAUGACAACGCGUGAUGUGUGCAAGAUCAUUGCUCAUAAGGUCCGCAUUACUAACCCUCAAGACUAUGGUCUCUUCAAGCUAGUUGAUGGGGAAGAGACACUGUUGGCUGAUGGUGAAUGUCCCCAGGACAUCAAGGGAAAUGUGGCUCAGGCUGGUAAACAUUGUAUGUUUGCGUACAAGAGGAUAGAUGCAAAAAUUGCCUGGCCGAGAACAUCGUCGCCACACUAGGAAGCUGCAGCAACCACACCAUGGCUUGCCAACUUUUGUCAUAUCUUGCCAUGUAAAAUACUGCUGCAUGUGUUGAACUGAAUUCAGUGUUGGGAGUUCUGAUGGUCUUGGCUCGUUAAACGUGACAAGAUGGUCGACUUCGAAACUUCAGGCUUGCCAAUAUCAGUGUUCGCUGUGACUUGCCAAGUAUUACUAUCUGAACGUAGAAACUGGUAUUACAUCCAUAUUUUCAGUAUUUAGUAUAAGUGGAUUCGUCCCCAGAUCCAGCAGCUAAACGAAGUUGGCCAGAUCUCCUACACUCUAUUUUAGUUUUUGUAUAAAUAGGAGACUGCGUUUACAUUGUGAAUAAAUCUGGGGACAGAAUUGUCAAAAUGGUUUUAAAAAUGCUGAAAAGUCUCAGAAAGUAUUAUUGCAACCACUUGAAAAAAAUAUCGUAAUUUAUUAAUUGUAUUUAGUCAUGCAUAAGAAAUUAAACUGAUGUUUAUUUAAGAUGCCGUUUACGUUUCUAAAGCAGUGAGAGUUGUGACAACGUUUAAGUUUGAACACUGAAGCAGCUUUCAAGAUGGCAGGCUCAAUAUUAUUAAAAAAAAAAAAGGGAAGUGUAUAUAGUUUGGUAAGAUUCGUUGUUUAGACUGUGAUUGGAAAAUUACUUUCCACCAGUUUUCCUCAUCGUCUUGCAGGCCUGUGUACUCUGCUCCUUCUAGAUUAUGUUACGCUCAUAUUCCAUAUGUAAUUGUUUUGUGGGAUUGUUUGUGAGACGCAAAUGAAGUAUUGCCCUCAGAUGUUUAUAGUCGUGUCGGGCGCACGUUACUUCGUGUAACUUGGUUCAGAUGAGGGUAACUGAAUGGAUUCUAAACAGGCCUGUUGAUUCUUGGCGCUUUGUUAUUUAUCACACUAGCUAUUUACGUGCUUGGUUCCUUUACAAAAAUGAUAAAGCCAAAUAGAAAACUACAAAACGUAAUAAUAAUCUUUUCAAACUCUCCUCGGGGAAUUUUUGGGGUAUGCUUAAUAUGUUUUUGGCUUUGGAUAGAGAGGUUCUGAAACACCUGACUAGAUUUCAUUGAUAUUUAAGGGGCCUUAAAACUGUAGUAGCGUAUUCCAACCAUGACUUUUUCAAUCCACGUGUUUGUAAAAUAUUUUUCUGCUCCAUUCUGCAGCAUGACCACUUUUUCUACUAAUAUGCUAGUCAUGAAGCAGUCGAUUGAACUGAACCUUAAGUAACGUCUCUCGUCUUUACAACGCUGCUCACAAUGUUUACAUACUCCAUACUUCUAAGUAUUAGACUAUAAUUAAGCUGUUUGUAAGUUUUUAAUUCAUGUAAAAAUUGUUUUGUUUUCUUUCAGUUUGUUCACAUCACUUAAUAUAAUUCAUCGUGUAUCUUAAUUGUCUUUUGUAAUUAAACAGAAAGUGUUUUCCUAGGUCACA